Molecule: messenger RNA, 1020 nt
Organism: Miscanthus lutarioriparius
Lineage: Eukaryota; Viridiplantae; Streptophyta; Magnoliopsida; Poales; Poaceae
Source: the annotation of a GenBank genome assembly
AUGGAUAUGUGGACCUCAUGCCAAAACAAAGGAUACAUGUGUGUCACAAUUCACUGGGUAGAUGAUGAGUGGCGUAUGAAGAAGAGAAUUAUUGGUUUUUUCAAUGUGAAAGGAAGGCAUACUGGUGCAAAGCUGUCAGAAACAUUUACUAAAGUUAUGGUUAAUUGGUACAUUGAGAAGAAAUUGUUUGCCUUGACUUUAGAUAAUGCUAGUUCCAAUGAAGUGGCUGUUCAUGAUAUAAUUUCAGAUCUGAAAGAUAAUGAUAAUGGCUCUCUAGUUUGUGAUGGGAUCUUUUUUCAUGUUAGAUGUGCCUGUCAUAUCCUCAAUUUGGUUGCUAGAGAUGGGUUGAAAGCAAUUUUAGCAACAAUUACCAAAAUCAAAUCACUUGUGUUAGCUGUGAAAGGAUCUCCAUUACAAUGGGAAAUGCUUUUGAAGUGUGCCACUGAAUCUGGAUUGGACACAAAGAGGGGUAUCUCAAUGGAUGUGUCGACUAGGUGGAAUUCUACCUAUCUCAUGCUGAGAGAUGCUUUGUACUACAAGCAUGCUUUUGUGAGGUUUGAAGUCUCAGAAAUCGUCGUAGGUAUGACAAAAUGUCUCCCUCACUGCUUUGAAUGGGACAAGGCAUUUACACUUUAUCAAUGCUUGAAGAAAUUUUAUGACCUCACUAAAAUUCUGUCCGUUCGGCUAAUGCAACAUCGAGAGAAGAAAAGUAAGCGGCGAAUCGGACCUAGUAAUGCAAUGAGAUAUAAUAAUGGGGAUGUAGAUGAAGACCUUGAAAACUUCUUAUAUUACGCAAGUGAACCUGGUAUGGUUGAGUCAAAUGAGUUGGAGAAGUACAUGGCCGAACCUCUUGAAAAAAUUAUUGGUGAGUUUGACAUCUUAGCUUGGUGGAAGAACAAGAGGGAAGACUAUCCUAUCAUUACACAGAUUGUUCGUGAUGUGAUGGCCAUACAAGUAUCGACUGUUGCAUCCGAGUCUGCUUUUAGUGCUGCUGGUCGUGUUGUUGAUCCCUCACCGUAA